Messenger RNA from Plasmodium yoelii, 822 nucleotides. RefSeq names its product PIR protein. Lineage: Eukaryota; Apicomplexa; Aconoidasida; Haemosporida; Plasmodiidae. The transcript is spliced from 3 exons. The record is from RefSeq and is a predicted model, not a curated record. Bases 1 to 822 code for a protein of 273 amino acids.
AUGAAUGACAACAUGUGUAGAAGAUUAUUUCUUGUGAGGAACUCGUUUCCCGAUAAAUUGGACAAAGAUGAAAACUAUCAAUUUAAAGUUGAUUUCUUCGAAACCUAUUGCGACAAUAAUUGUAAGACUGACAUCGAUAAAAUUAAGGCUGGAUGCUUAUUUUGGUUUAGUGAAUUAUUUGGGAGUUCUUCUUCGUUUAAAAAUCAUGCAAAGAGUAAUAUGAACGUUGUUGCAUACAUUUGGGCGUGGUUAAGUUAUAAGUUAAAUCAAAAACCACAAAAUGCAAUCACUACAUUAAAUGAUUUCUAUACUAUGUAUAUAGAAACUAGCAAAAAGUAUAAAACGUCUAUAGAGAAUGUUAAGGAAUAUAAUACUUAUAUUGAGCUAAUAAAUAAAAAUAAGGAUUUGUUGAAUAUUAAUUUUAAAGAUAUGUCUAAUUUUUAUAAUUCAUUUACAUUAUUAUGUGACAUACAUAAUGGACUUGGUGGAAACUCAAGUUGUGAUCAUUAUUUAGAUAAAUCUAAAGAAUUUGCUAAAAAAUAUGAUGAACUUAAUGAAAAUUAUAAUAAUACUAAAGGUAGUCCCUAUAAUCAAGUAUUGUCUACAUUAUCAAAUGAUUAUAAUAAUUUAAAAAAAAGAUGUAAUAAAUUUCCAACUCUUCCAACAUAUUCACGAAGAUCAGUAAUAAAAAAAGCACUAAUUUCCAUUUCAUUUACAUUUGUUGCAGUAUCAAUUUUUUUGGGGAUUGCUUAUAAGUAUUCGUUAUUUGGAUUUCGGAAACGGUCUCAAAAACAACAUUUAAGAAAAAAACUAAAAAAAUAA